AUGGCAGUCAAUUAUCUUUUCAAUUACCCCUUUGAAAUAGCCUUUGGGGCUCUUUUCUUCAGUAUCGUCGGUUAUGUUCUGUACCAACGAUUUUUUCACCCCCUUGCCAAAUACCCAGGGCCAUUCCUCGCCUCCCUCACCGAUUUAUGGCAGGUGCAUCAAUUUAUGACGUUGAAACAACCGUAUAAUUUGACAAAACUACAUGAAAAACAUGGAUCUAUUGUUCGAUAUGGACCUGAUAAAUUGAGCAUUACCGACGAAGAAGCCAUCAAAUUGAUAUACCAAAGCGGGGCAAAGUACAUGCCGAAGACUGAGUUUUAUGAUGCCUAUGGAGCAGCUCAUCCUAACAUCUUUGGAAUGCGUGACGAAUCUGCUCAUUCCAUUCGGCGUCGUCACAUGAGCCACUCGUUCUCGAUCAGCUAUGUCAAAGAAAUGGAGCAAUACCUCGACGUAAAUAUCAAGAUCCUCCGAGGCAAAAUAUCGGAGUUCGCAGCAAACAACCAGAAGUUUGACCUCAAGAAGGCGUUGCAUUACUAUGUGAUUGACACGCUUGGCGAACUGGCGUUUAGUCAGACCUUUGGCAUCCAAGUAUCUGAUGAUGAGUCCCGUGUCCCACCAGUCAUUGAGCAUAGUCUGCUGGCUGCCGUGACAGGCGCUUGGCCGAUGAUGACCAAAAGGCUGAAGAGAUGGCUGCCACUUGUCCCACACAAAGGUCUGAAGGCCUUGUUCCAGGGGCGAAAAGCUUGCGCAGAUCUAGCCUCACGUUGCGUGAAUGUUCGGCUGAACGCGUUACGAAACUCGAGCGAGAGUAAAACCAGUGCACCCGAGCGAAAGGAUAUUCUUACAAAUCUUAUCAACGCCAAGCACCCUGAUACGGGUAAGCAUUUAACACAGACUGACCUUGAAACGGAGGCAUUUGGAUUCAUUAUUGCUGGAACUCAUACUACAAGUGCCACCACGACUCUACUAUUCUAUCAUCUCCUUAAUCAUCCUGACCUAAUGGCAAAAUGUGUCGCGGAGAUUGACACGAAUCUUCCACAGUUGCACGAAGAUGAAAGUGCAUAUUCUGUGUCUGCAGCUGAAAGCUCACUACCAUAUUUGAGGAACUGCAUGAAGGAAAACUUUCGUGUGACUCCGGUGUUUACAAUGCCUCUUGCGAGGAGAGUACUGAAACCGGAAGGCAUUAUCAUCGCCGGCAAUCAUAUACCCUACGGUACAUCAAUCGCCGUAUGCAACCAUGCCUUCCACCACAACCCGGAGGUAUUUGGUGCCAACCAUAAUACUUUCGAUCCUUCACGAUGGGAUGAGCCGGAGAUAGCGACCAAGGCUAAGCUACUGAUGCAUUUUGGACUGGGAGGCCGUCAAUGCAUCGGUAAAACUGUGGCUAUGACGAACAUCUAUAAGCUGAUGAGCACUCUCUUGAGCGAGUUUGAAUUUGAGUUGGCAGAGCAAAAAGAAAGCGAUAUCACGAGCGUGAAAUCAGCAUUCAGUGAUGUCCCAGAGUUAAUCAGUGUUGGAAUCAGCGACCUCGCUAAGCCUUUGAUGGUGAAAGCCACCAAACGGACACGAGUCAAUCCUUGA
Molecule: messenger RNA, 1581 nt
Organism: Penicillium cataractarum
Lineage: Eukaryota; Fungi; Ascomycota; Eurotiomycetes; Eurotiales; Aspergillaceae
Exons: 4
Coding region: 1-1581 (526 amino acids)
Molecular function (GO): monooxygenase activity; iron ion binding; heme binding
Source: RefSeq, a predicted model, not a curated record